CAGACGACGAAGGUCUACCGCUUCACUAUUCCAUGGCGGAAGAGAGCACACGCAGGAGGAACGUGUCCUCUUCCAGCUAUGGGAACUCAAAAAAGGAGGAAGGUUUUGUCUACGAUGAUCAAAGCGCAUCGCAGGACGACGCCGACGGGAAGGGCUUGAGCGCUAAGCAUGCCAAAUUCCUUCCUAGAGGCCAGCAGCAUGUCCGACCGCGUCGCUUGCCGCCGCCAUCAACGCUCACUGAAUUUAUUCAACAAAAUUGGGAGUGGAUCCCACCCGUCAUCUACACGCUCCUUGCCGCCUUUACUCGGUAUUACCAAAUCGGAAAAUCCAACGUGGUAGUCUGGGAUGAGGCCCAUUUCGGUAAAUUCGGCUCGCAUUACCUCAAGCGGGAUUUCUACUUCGACGUGCAUCCCCCGCUUGGGAAGAUGCUCGUCGGUUUAGCCGGGCUGUUGUCCGGCUACGAUGGCUCUUUUGAGUUCAAGUCAGGCGAAGCGUACCCCUCCCACGUUCCGUAUACCGCAAUGCGGGUGAUUCUUGCAACCUUCGGUGUCGGCAUGGUCCCCAUCGGUUGGUUUACCGCCGUGGAGUUGGGCUUUAGCCAAAGGGCCUGCCAUCUUGUCACGCUCAUGGUACUUUGCGAUUGUGCCUGGGCUACAAUCAGUCGAUUCAUUCUACUUGACUCCAUGCUCUUGUUCUUCACUUUCACUACUGUGUUCGGUCUCACCAAGUUCCAUAAUCAACAGUGGAGAUCAUUUUCAUUUGAGUGGUGGUUCUGGCUUGCGUUCACCGGCGUGUCUAUCGGUUGCGUAGACAGCGUGAAGUGGGUUGGCUUUUUCGUCACCGCGCUUGUGGGUCUGUACACCAUCGAGGAUUUAUGGGAGAAGUUCGGCGAUUUGCAAAUGCCUAUAAGAAUCUACCUCCGGCAUUGGGCGGCUCGAAUCCUGUGUUUGAUUAUCACACCCUUUAUGGUGUACCUGGCCUCUUUCAAAAUACAUUUCCUUAUCUUGAACCACUCUGGUCCUGGAGAUGCCCAGAUGAGCUCCUUAUUCCAAGCCAAUUUGCGAGGCAACGACUUCUCUCAGAAUCCACUCGAGGUCGCCUACGGCUCCAAGAUCACCCUCAAGAACAUGGGUUGGGGUGGCGGAUUGCUUCACUCUCAUCCUCACUCAUACCCUACCGGUUCGCAGCAGCAACAGGUCACUUGUUACCACUAUAAAGACGACAAUAACCACUGGCUGGUUAUGCCUCGCUGGGACGAGAAGGAGUACGAUCCAAACGGCGACCUUCGCUUCCUUCAAGACGGGGAUACAGUCCGACUUAUUCAUGCCUCAACCGGCCGGAAUAUGCAUUCCCAUCCCCUGCCAGCACCGAUUACCAAACUCAACAACGAGGUCAGUUGUUACGGAAAUGCUACUGUCGGGGAUCAUCAAGACCAUUGGGCCGUCGAAGUGGUGGAUGAUCUUAAUAUGGGUUCCAAGGACAAGGUCCACCGCAUACAUUCUCUCACAACACGUCUACGACUGAAGCACGUCGCCCAAGGGUGUUAUCUGCGAGCUGCCAAUGCAAUCCUUCCCCAAUGGGGUUGGAAACAGGUCGAAGUAUCUUGCGUGAAGGAGAAUAAUCCGAGAGAUGCUCAUACAUAUUGGAACGUUGAAAGCCACUGGAACGACCGUUUGCCUCGAGGCGAGGUAAAGCUUUACCGCUCACCGUUCUUCCGUGACUUCUGGCAUCUCAAUGUCGCCAUGAUGACCUCGAAUAACGCUCUCAUCCCAGACCCAGACAAGGAAGACAUCCUGGCGUCGACACCUUACCAGUGGCCCUGGCUGAAUGUGGGAUUGCGAAUGUGCGGUUGGGGGGACCAGCAGAUCAAAUACUACCUCUUGGGCAAUCCAAUCGUUUGGUGGAGCGGUACAGCAAGUCUCUUGCUGUCUCUCGUUGCCCUUGGCGUGUACUUGUUGAGGAUGCAGCGGCGGUACAACGAUUUCGAGCCAGGUCAGUGGGACCACGUCUUGUACGUCGGAAAAGUCGCCUUGAUAGGCUGGUUCCUACAUUACUUCCCGUUCUUGGCCAUGGGUCGUGUCACAUACAUCCAUCAUUAUCUCCCCGCCUUAUGGUUCUCCGUCCUGAUGACUGGCCAUCUUCUGGAUCACUUCAUAUUCAAAUCCAAACGCUUGUCGGAGCGCACAAAAUGGACCGUCUUCAUCUUCUGCGCGCUGGCCGUUAUCGAGACGUUCCUCUGGUUUAGAGGUAUCGUUUUCGGAAUUGAAGGCCCAAUCCAGGACUACAAGGGUUUGUUGUGGAGAAAGUCUUGGAAUAUCUAUUAAACGCUCGGACUAACUAUGCUAGUUUUGCAUGCUGUAUACUAUCCUACACGCAUAGAAUACCAAUCCGUGAUAACCCUGUCCUCAGGGUCGCG
Molecule: messenger RNA, 2416 nt
Organism: Dacryopinax primogenitus
Lineage: Eukaryota; Fungi; Basidiomycota; Dacrymycetes; Dacrymycetales; Dacrymycetaceae
Product: glycosyltransferase family 39 protein
Exons: 12
Coding region: 33-2324 (763 amino acids)
Biological process (GO): protein O-linked glycosylation via mannose
Cellular component (GO): endoplasmic reticulum; membrane
Molecular function (GO): dolichyl-phosphate-mannose-protein mannosyltransferase activity
Source: RefSeq, a predicted model, not a curated record